Molecule: messenger RNA, 1048 nt
Organism: Corythoichthys intestinalis (scribbled pipefish)
Lineage: Eukaryota; Metazoa; Chordata; Actinopteri; Syngnathiformes; Syngnathidae
Gene: nanos3
Product: nanos homolog 3
Exons: 1
Coding region: 200-835 (211 amino acids)
Biological process (GO): oogenesis; negative regulation of translation
Cellular component (GO): perinuclear region of cytoplasm
Molecular function (GO): zinc ion binding; mRNA binding
Source: RefSeq, a predicted model, not a curated record
AAUUCACCAGUUAUUUUUUCAGUGUGCCAACGGUUCCCCGCCUCCAGCCCUAGUCACUCCUCUUCCGGAAGGUCACGACUCACGAUACUAGAACUGUCUCAAAACGGUCGCCAGGAACGCGCACGCAAACAGGUACUGUUGUACAUCGGUGGACAGAUUAACGCAGUUUUUCCACGCGAAACCAAACAAUUGGGUCUAUAUGACUUGGGGUCAUUUUGAUCAGUCCAAGACCUUCAUGGAAUUUAACGGGAAUAUUUUUCAGCCUUGGAAGGACUACAUGGGACUGUCGGAUGUAAUCCGAGGAGUCAUGACCUCCACCCAGUCUCCACCUGCGGCUCCUAAAGUUCCAGUUCCACAUGACAGAGGAACAGCGUUUGGUCCUCCCCGUGUAAGAUGCGAGCCAUUGCCAAAUAGUUUCCUACCUUUUCGUGUGUGUGACACGCGCGUUCGCGUAGAAUGGGCCAUUCUACAGCCAGCUGGAUGCAUGUGGGCCAGACCGAUGAUUGCUUGGGCUCGUCCGCCUUUCCUUGGAUGGCGCAGAGGCGCAAAGUGGCAACAUUGCAGGAUGACUGUGGUGCAUCAGCAUGGAGUCGAUCCCAAUGCUCUGGAGGCCAUGUGCUGCAAUUUUUGCAAGCACAACGGAGAGAGCGAGGAGGUGUACACGUCGCACAGGCUGAAGAGCGUCGCUGGGGAGGUUCUGUGCCCUUACCUGCGCAAGUACGUGUGCCCGCUCUGUGGAGCUACUGGCGCCUCAGCCCACACCAAACGCUUCUGCCCUAAGGUUGACAGCUCCUACAUCCCACUUUACACAAACGCCAGACGCUUCAUGCGUUGAAAGCCGACAUUUGAUUGACUGUUUACGGCUUGAACACGUCUGUUUGUGAGUUGUGAUUUUUGAGUUUGUUAAUGUACGUGUUUAAGCAAUUUGCAUGCUCUUACUGUUUACACGUUUGCUGUGGUGUUAGUAUUACAUAAUGGCUGCCAGAUACUCGUUCAAACUGUUUUAUAUAUUUUACAAAGUAGCCAGCCGACUGAUUGUGCAAAAAAA